Nycticebus coucang (slow loris) is the source of this 4852-nucleotide messenger RNA. RefSeq names its product ubiquitin specific peptidase 31 (gene USP31). Gene Ontology annotation, molecular function: cysteine-type deubiquitinase activity. The record is from RefSeq and is a predicted model, not a curated record. Bases 135 to 4220 code for a protein of 1361 amino acids. NCBI's taxonomy places the organism in Eukaryota, Metazoa, Chordata, Mammalia, Primates, Lorisidae. Gene Ontology annotation, biological process: protein deubiquitination. The transcript is spliced from 17 exons.
AGUCUGGGGCGUCGAACCCCGGGCCCGGUGAGGCGAGGUGAGGCGAGGCGCGGCGCGGCAGGAUGCGGCGACGGCCGUGGCGGAGCCGCGGGCCGGGCGGGCGGGCGCGGUGAUGAGCGUCUGCACCCGCCGCCAUGUCCAAGGUAACGGCGCCCGGGCCCGGGCCGCCGGUGGCGGCGGCGGCGGGCGGGAAGGAGAAGCGCUCCUUCAGCAAGCGGCUGUUCCGGAGCGGCCGCGCGGGCGGCAGCGGCGGUGGCGGCGCUGGCGCAGGGGGGCCCGGGCCGGCCGCGCCCUCCUCGCCCUCCUCGGCGCGCUCGGUGGGCAGUUUCAUGAGCCGGGUCCUCAAGACGCUGUCCACGCUCUCGCACCUUAGCUCUGAGGGCGCCGCCCCGGACCGCGGCGGCCUCCGCAGCUGCUUCCCGCCCGGGCCGGCCGCCGCGCCCACGCCGCCUCCGCCCGCCUCGCCCGCGCCUCCCGCGCCGCCCGCCUGUGCCGCCGAGCCGGUGCCCGGCGUGGCGGGGCUCCGCAACCACGGCAACACGUGCUUCAUGAACGCCACGCUGCAGUGCCUCAGCAACACCGACCUCUUCGCGGAGUACCUGGCGCUGGGCCAGUACCGGGUGGGGCGGCCGGAGCCCUCGCCUGACCCGGAGCAGCCUGCGGGCCGCAGCACGCAGGGCCAGGGCGAGGUCACCGAACAGCUGGCGCACCUGGUGCGGGCCCUCUGGACCCUGGAGUACACGCCGCAGCACAGUCGCGACUUCAAGAGUAUUGUGUCAAAGAAUGCACUACAGUAUCGGGGAAAUUCCCAGCAUGAUGCCCAGGAGUUUCUGCUGUGGCUUUUGGACCGAGUUCAUGAAGACCUCAAUCAUGCUGUGAAGCAGAGUGGCCAGCCUUCUCUGAAGCCACCAUCAGAGACUGAUAUGAUACCCGAGGGACCAUCUUUUCCUGUCUGUAGCACUUUUGUACAAGAACUUUUUCAAGCCCAAUACAGAUCUUCUUUGACAUGUCCUCAUUGUCAGAAACAGAGCAACACUUUUGACCCUUUCCUCUGCAUUUCUUUGCCAAUUCCUCUACCCCAUACAAGGCCUCUCUAUGUCACCGUAGUGUAUCAGGGGAAAUGUUCUCACUGCAUGAGGAUUGGCGUGGCUGUGCCUCUCUCUGGGACUGUUGCCAGACUUCGGGAAGCAGUGUCUGUGGAAACAAAGAUCCCCACCGAUCAGAUUGUGUUAACAGAAAUGUACUACGAUGGGUUCCAUCGUUCCUUUUGUGAUACAGACGACCUGGAAACUGUCCAUGAGAGUGACUGCAUUUUUGCCUUUGAAACCCCCGAAAUAUUUAGGCCUGAAGGAAUUCUCAGUCAAAGAGGAAUUCACUUAAAUAACAAUCUAAAUCACUUGAAAUUUGGCUUGGAUCAUCAUAGACUAUCUUCCCCUACACAAAUAGCAGCAAGGCAAGGGAAAAUGGAUUUGCCCACCACAAGAACAGGAAGUGACAAGAUUGUUCUGUUGGUGUGCAACCGAGCCUGCACUGGGCAACAGGGGAAAAGAUUUGGACUGCCUUUUGUGCUGCACUUAGAGAAGACAAUAGCAUGGGACCUUCUGCAGAAGGAAAUUUUGGAGAAAAUGAAGUAUUUCCUGAGGCCCACGGUUUGCAUUCAGGUGUGUCCAUUUAGUUUGCGUGUGGUCAGUGUUGUGGGAAUAACAUAUUUGCUACCCCAGGAGGAGCAACCCUUGUGCCACCCGACAGUAGAAAGGGCAUUAAAAUCUUGUGGACCGGGUGGUACUGCUCAUGUGAAAUUAGUAGUAGAAUGGGACAAGGAGACAAAAGACUUCUUGUUUGGAAAUACCGAAGAUGAAUAUAUCCCAGAUGCAGAAAGUGUCCGUCUGCAAAGAGAGCAUCAUCAUCAGCCUCAAACCUGCACUUUAUCCCAGUGUUUCCAACUCUACACCAAAGAGGAACGGCUUGCCCCAGAUGAUGCCUGGCGUUGCCCACACUGUAAGCAGCUGCAGCAGGGAAGCAUCACGUUAAGCUUGUGGACUCUGCCUGAUGUGCUUAUUAUACAUCUAAAGAGAUUUCGUCAGGAAGGAGACAGGCGUAUGAAACUUCAGAACAUGGUCAAGUUCCCCUUGACUGGCCUGGACAUGACACCUCAUGUGGUUAAGAGAAGCCAAAGCAGCUGGAGUUUGCCAUCCCACUGGUCCCCGUGGAGACGGCCCUAUGGACUCGGGAGGGACCCUGAGGACUACAUCUAUGACCUGUAUGCUGUGUGCAAUCAUCAUGGCACCAUGCAAGGGGGGCACUACACAGGGCUGAUUGAUGUUCCACCAUAUAUAGCCUACUGUAAGAACUCUGUGGACGGCCUCUGGUAUUGCUUCGAUGACAGCGAUGUGCAGCAGCUGUCAGAAGAUGAGGUCUGCACGCAGACAGCCUACAUCCUCUUCUACCAGAGGCGGACAGCCAUACCUUCGUGGUCAGCCAACAGCUCUGUGGCAGGCUCAACAAGUUCUUCCCUGUGUGAACACUGGGUGAGUCGGCUCCCUGGGAGCAAGCCAGCCAGUGUGACCUCUGCGGCUUCCUCCAGACGCACGUCCUUGGCCUCACUCUCGGAGUCUGUGGAGAUGGCUGGGGAGAGGAGUGAAGAUGACGGAGGCUUUUCAACUCGACCAUUUGUAAGAAGUGUCCAGCGCCAGAGCUUGUCCUCCAGAUCUUCUGUCACCAGCCCCUUGGCCGUCAAUGAAAACUGCAUGAGACCUUCCUGGUCCUUGUCUGCUAAGCUGCAGAUGCGCUCCAGUUCUCCUUCCCGAUUCUCAGGGGACUCUCCAAUUCACAGCUCUGCUUCCACCUUGGAGAAGAUUGGGGAGGCGGUAGAUGACAAGGUUUCCAUCUCUUGCUUUGGUAGCUUGAGGAACCUUUCUAGCAGUUACCAGGAACCUAGUGAUAGUCACAGUCGUCGUGAGCACAAGGCUGUGGGCCGGGCUCCUCUGGCUGUCAUGGAAGGUGUGUUCAGAGACGAAGCAGACAUCCGCAAAUUGAACUCCAGCGUUGCAGAUACACAGAGCAAACACUCAGCACAAGGGGAUCACUUGCCCCCCGUCUCUGAUCCAUUUGAUAACAAUAACCAGAUUGCUUAUGUAGAUCAGAGCGAUUCUGUAGACAGCUCUCCAGUCAAAGAGGUGAAACCCCCGAGCCACCCAGGCUCACUUACAAAGAAACCAGAGAGCACAACCAAGAGAUCCCCCAGUUCCAAAGGUGGUUCCGAGCCAGAUAAAAGCUUGCGGAAGGGGAGACCAGCCUUGGCAAGCCAAGAAUCAUCUCUUUCAAGUACAUCUCCUUCUUCUCCUCUUCCUAUAAAAGUUUCUCGAAAGCCUUCUCGCUCCCGAAGCAAAGCAGAUUCUUCUUCCAGGGCCAGUGGAAGGCAUUCAUCCCCUACCCCUGCCCAAUCCAAAAAGGAGUCGCCCUCCAAAUCCCAAGACUCUGUGUCUUCUCCUUCACCACAGAAGCAGAAGUCAGCUCCUGCCCUCGCCUACACUGCUUCCUCCACAUCUGCCAAAAAAGCCUCAGGCCCUGCCACAAAGAGCCCCUUUCCUCCUGGGAAAAGCAGGACUUCAGACCGGAGCCUAAGUAGAGAGGGCUCCAGACAAAGCCUGGGUUCUGACAGAGGUAGCAUCACCUCCACUUCCAAACCCAACUCCCCUCGGGUGAGCCAGGCCAAAGCUGGAGAGGGCAGAGGGGAUGGGAAACACGUCAGGAGCUCCUCCAUGGCCAGCUUGCACUCUCCCAGCACAAGCAUGAGGUCUGCUCUGAAGAGGGACAGCAAAUCUGAGGACAAAGGGCUGUCCUUCUUCAAAUCAGCCUUGAGACAGAAGGAGACUCGGCGGUCAACUGAUCUUGGCAAGACAACCUUGCUCUCUAAAAAGACUAGUGGGGGCUCUGUUAAGUCAAUCUGUAAGAACACUGUGGAUGACAAGGCAGAGAAAGGCCAUCAGCCUCCAGGUUCCCAGCAGCUGAAUGCAAAUGCAGUUGGAAAAGAGCAGCUUGUCUCUAAGGACUCUGCUUCUGCUAAACAUUCCCUGCUGUCUGCUCGCAAAUCCAAGUCUUCCCAGCUAGAUUCUGGAGUUCCCUCUUCUCCCAGUGGCAGGCAGUCUGCUGAAAAAUCCUCAAAAAAGUUAUCUUCUAGCAUGCAAACCUCUGCACGGCCUUCUCAAAAACCUCAGUGAUAUAUUUCUGCAAUCUAAGUGUUUUAUCUGUAAAGAUGUUUAUUUAUUUAGAUCCCCUCCUUACCCACCAAAACCCUCUAUGCUUUUGUUUUGUAUUUUUUGGGUCAUGUGCCUGAUGUAUGCGUGCGCGCGUGUGUAUGUGUGUGUGAAAAGAAUUUAAUUGCAAAUUGUUAAAAGUGUCGCCUUAUUCUGCCAUUGAACCAAAUAACAGCCAUAGGCAAAGCAUUGAUACCAAGCUAACUGGAAUAAUUGUAGAUGAUACCCUGGAUGGUCCCUUUGGCAAUUGUACGUAUUUCUUUCUAAAGAACUCUAAUGAUUUUCUUUGGACAUGAGGUUUUUGAAACCUGUGAACCAGUUAAGCUAUCAUUAGUGUAGAGAAGGAUGAAUUAUUUGACUUGGGUUCUUUCUAAGCAGGAUUUGUCCUUACUGCGGAUUGUUGGGUGGCACCAGGAGCUCUAAAAACUGUGACACUAACAAUGAAACCAGUGGAGAGAAAAACUAUUGCUUUCUGCACUUUCGCCCCAUUUACCAGUCUUUGUAAAGGGCAAUAUUUUAACACUAAUGUUUCUCAGGUAUAUACUCAGCUAGUCUAGGCUGGAUGCACAUCAGUCAGUGGAUAAAAGAGGGAGGUG